This is a messenger RNA of Arabidopsis thaliana (thale cress), 2106 nucleotides long. It is a transcript of the gene PNP-A, whose product is annotated as plant natriuretic peptide A. Lineage: Eukaryota; Viridiplantae; Streptophyta; Magnoliopsida; Brassicales; Brassicaceae. Gene Ontology annotation, cellular component: apoplast; extracellular region. Gene Ontology annotation, biological process: systemic acquired resistance. The transcript has 3 exons. The coding region runs from base 93 to 485 and encodes 130 amino acids. The record is from RefSeq and is marked reviewed.
AGACUUUUCCUUUUACUUACAGUCUUUGAGUCCAAUUAUAUAUAAAUACUCGCUUCCCUUUGCUUCGUUAUUUCACAAACAAGUUAAAGAAAAUGAUAAAAAUGGCAGUAAAAUUUGUGGUAGUGAUGAUAGUGUUUGCACAAAUCUUAGCUCCAAUCGCUGAAGCUGCUCAAGGAAAAGCUGUCUAUUACGACCCUCCCUACACUAGGUCUGCGUGUUACGGAACACAACGUGAGACGCUGGUAGUCGGAGUCAAGAACAAUUUGUGGCAAAAUGGUCGAGCUUGUGGUCGGAGGUACAGGGUUCGAUGCAUUGGUGCUACAUACAACUUUGACAGAGCAUGCACCGGGCGUACCGUAGACGUGAAGGUAGUUGAUUUCUGCCGGGAGCCUUGCAACGGUGACCUUAAUCUCUCUCGUGACGCUUUUCGGGUUAUCGCUAAUACUGAUGCCGGUAACAUUCGUGUCGUAUACACACCGAUAUGAAGUUGAUCCUUGAUAUACACUAUAAGCAAAAAAAACGAGAGAUGAUUUCGUGGUACUAUAUAUUCCAAUAAAUCGAAUGGAACUAAUAUAUAUUGGGCAAAAUAUUCGUUAGAUCCGCUUCGAUUCGGUAUUUGAUUUGAUUUGAUUCGAAAAAUCCGAAUAUCCGUAAGAUUUUAGAGCAAAGCAAAUAGAAAAAUAUAGUAUUCGUAAAAACCGAAUCAAAUAACAAAUAUUGUUUUUAAAAAAAUCGAAUACCCACUUCGAUCCGUAUCUUUUUAUAUAUAUUAGAAAAUAUAGUUAUAUCUAUAUAUAGAUAUCAUAAAUAGUUUGUGUAUUGUUGUCAUUUUAUGUUUUUAUGUUAAGAUGUUUGUUUGAUCAUUUUUUUUUCAUGUUAUGUUUUGAUCAAUGGCAUAAAAAACUAUCGGGUUUUAGUUUUUGGAAUUAGUUUGAUAACAGUUUGUUGACUGGUGAUACCAACAACGGUUAUGUUUGGUAUUUAAAACUUAUUUUGAAAGCAUGUUAAAAAAAAAACUUUGAAUAUCUGAUAUGGUUAUCCGCAAAUAUCACAAAAAAUUCCGAAUAUUCGAAAUUUCGGAUAUCCGGAAAUUUUUGAAGCAAAGCAAAUCACAAAAUCAAGUAUUCGUUUAAAAUGAAUCGAAUAACAAAUAUCACAAUUUUUCCGGAUAUCCGCUUCGUGCCCAUACCUAAUAUAUAUGUAUGGAUGAUCCUUUGUGAUGAGAACAUUGUGUUUCAAAUAAGAAUUCCACUUUAUCCUAUAUUAAUUUACAAUUUUCCGUAUACUGUUAAGUAUUAAGUAUUAACCGACGGGUUUUACUAAUUUAAUGUCUCUUUGGUAGGGUUAAAACUUAGAACUGUUUAGAAACUUAUAGAACAAAAUAAACUAUAUUUUCCAAACACGAGUUAAGAAUAGUUUGAUAAUAAAAAAAAUAUGUCCGAUUAACAUAGCUCUGUCUUUCAAGUUCAAAACCUAAAAAACGAAAACAUAUAUGUAUAGUAUGUGAGUAUGUCAAAACUCAAAACGGAGUGGGCAAUUUCUGGUUUUUAGAUUUUUUUUAGGAGUGUGUGAGUGGGCUUUCCCUUACCAUCUCCUAAAAUCGAGCUAACAAAAUCUAUUUCACUUUUCCAAAUAACUAUUUUCUAAUAAUGGUUUUUCAAUGCGUGAGGUCGUGAGCCUAUCAAAAGGUUAUGUAGGUUGACCUAACUACAUAUCCUGGUUUUUCAAUUAUGAUAGUUUAUGUACCAAAGGAAAUUAAAACACCAAAUCAUAAACCAAAAAUUGAUGAACAACAAAAAUAAAUGGAAAAUGUGUAUGUUAUAGCCUUUUAGGUACAUUGUUCUACUAAGCAUAUAAUAAAUAAAAAGUGCACGAAGACCAUACAUGCUUCGAGUUAAGACUUAAAUCAGAGAAAGCCGUAGAACCUUCUUCCAUGUUGGCUUUAUGUUUCCCUCUCUCUCUCUCUCUCUCUCUCGUGUUUCUCCUUUGUCAACAUAGAAUGUUUGUUUACUGCCUAAAAUUAUGAAAUGAUAAUAGUUCUGUCUAAUGCCUCAUCUUUUUAUCUCGUACAUUUAAUUUGAAAACUGACUGUUUUGCUCGCACUAA